Messenger RNA from Lindgomyces ingoldianus, 1985 nucleotides. Its product is annotated as cytochrome P450. Lineage: Eukaryota; Fungi; Ascomycota; Dothideomycetes; Pleosporales; Lindgomycetaceae. The record is from RefSeq and is a predicted model, not a curated record. The transcript has 3 exons. The coding region runs from base 71 to 1777 and encodes 568 amino acids. Gene Ontology annotation, molecular function: monooxygenase activity; oxidoreductase activity, acting on paired donors, with incorporation or reduction of molecular oxygen; iron ion binding.
CUUCAAUUUCCUUUAACCGCAACAAUUUCUUGCCAUAUCCUGUUCAAUUGCUACCAUCACAACCAUGAAAAUGGCUUGGACAACCAUCCUUUCAAGCAUCGGCAUCGGCCUGCUAUCAGGUCUCGCCUACCUCGCCAACACCGUCUACCAACACCGCUCAAAGAUCAAUCAGUUACGGAAACAAGGCAUUCCGAUGCCAAAAGAAUGGUCCUGGCUAACAGGCCACCUACUGGUGCUUCAAAAAUACGUCGACAAAAUCCCACCCGACGCUAACGUGAAUCUCGCCAUGGCGGAUCUUUGCAAGGAAUACGCCGACACCGAGGUCUUCCUCAUGGAUUUCUGGCCCGUGUAUCCCCCGCUGCUAAUGGUGUAUUCUCCCGACACCGCUGUGCAGAUCUCGACGAAGUAUAAUCUCCCCAAGACGAGUAUGCAUUUGAAGAUGAUGAAGCCGGUGGCUGGAGGCCCGAAUCUGAUUAGCAUGAGUGGCAAAGAGUGGAAGGUGUGGAGGAGCUUGUUUAAUCCUGGGUUUAGCGCAGGGAGUAUGAUGGAGAAUGUACCGCAUAUUGUUGAUUAUGUAAACGUGUUUUGUGAGAGGUUGAGGGAGAAGGUAGAGGGGAAGGAAAUGUUUUGCUUGGAUGAUUUAACCACUAGGUUGACGAUGGAUAUUAUUAUUAAAGUCACUCUAGAUGCAGAUCUCGACUACCAGCGCAAAGAAAAUCCACUCGCAACAGCCCUCGGCUACAUAACGCGAUGGCACUCUUUCUGGGACCCACGCAUCCUCAUGCAUCCCGCUCGCCCAUUCAUCCAAAAAUACAAUAGCCACGUGAUGAACACAUACAUCCGUAAAGAACUCGAUCAACGCUUCACCGAGCUCCGAGAAGAAAAAAUGACCACGGAGAAAUCAACCCCAACAGGUCGUGGAAAAUCCGUCAUCACCCUCGCGCUCGAAGCCUACAUCGCCUCAAACCAAGACCGCGACAUCUCCACAAUGACUAAACUCGACUCCCAUUUCGCACAAUACGCCACAUACCAAAUCCGCCUCUUUCUCUUUGCAGGCAACGACACCACUUCCUCCAGCAUCGUAUACACCUACCACAUGCUUUCGAAGCACCCCUCCGCCCUCGCCACUCUCCGCACUGAACACGACGCCAUCUUUGGAUCCAACCCAUCCGCUGCCUCCGCUCUCCUCAAACAAAACCCCGCGCUCUUAAACCAAUGUCCCUACACCCUCGCCGUAAUAAAAGAAACCCUCCGCCUCUUCUCUCCAGCCGCGACAAUGCGUUCCGGGCAGCCUGGCAUCGUCGUUACCGACCAGCUCAACAACUCGUACCCCAUGGACCACGUCGGUGCGACAAUCGUGCACCAAGCCGUGCACCUAAACCCUCGCAUUUGGCCUCGCGCAACGGAAUUCCUCCCAGAGCGGUUUCUCGUCUCACCCGACCACCCGCUCUAUCCCAAUCCUGCAGCCUAUCGGCCCUUCGAACAAGGACCGAGGAAUUGCAUCGGACAAACGCUUGUGUACAAUGAGAUGCGGAUUGUCUUAGUGCUUACGGCAAGGCUUUUUGAUAUCCGGCCUGUCUACGAUGAAUUUGAUGCGAGGAAUGCAGCGGAGGAAAGUUGGGUGAAGAGGGGAUUAAAGAGUGUAGGUGUGUUGAAGGAGCCGCUGAAGACGGUAAAUGGAGAGCGUGCAUAUCAGACUGAAAAGGCGGGGACACAUCCUGCCGAUGGCUAUCCGUGUCGGGUUGAGAUGGCGGAUUGGACGGGGGCAAGGGCUUGAGCGGGACGCCGAGAGGAUAGAAUAGUCAGUCUCGGAGCAAAAAAGUGCAGAGCAAAGUUCGGAGCCGAAGAAGAGGCGGAUGGCACGCGAAAUCCGAGUCCGAGUUAUUUGUGACGGGGUUCUAGGCACAGCUUUGGGUAUCCGACGUGCGGAAGUCCGGGUUCGUAUAGAUGCGCUGUCUCGGACGCGCGACCAGUACUUAUACAAU